This is a messenger RNA of Striga asiatica, 558 nucleotides long. Lineage: Eukaryota; Viridiplantae; Streptophyta; Magnoliopsida; Lamiales; Orobanchaceae. The record is from the annotation of a GenBank genome assembly.
AUGCUGCUGCUCGACCAAUUAAGUUGUGAAAAUUUGGAUUGUGCAGAUAUGCAGAGCCAACUAGUUUGCAAUGGGUGCAGAACAGUCCUUCUUUACCCAAGUGGGGCUGCAAAUGUUUGCUGUGCCGUAUGCAAUACGGUGAAUGCUGUGCCGCCACCCGGGAUGGAAAUGGCUCAGUUGAUAUGUGGAGGUUGCCGAACGUUGCUCAUGCAUGCUCGUGGGGCAACUAGUGUGAGAUGUUCAUGCUGCCACACGGUGAACCUUGUGCCAGGUGCUGGUGCAGGUGCACCAGCUGCAGCUCCCCCUAAUAAUGUUGCUCAUGUUAACUGUGGAAACUGCCAUACUAUGCUCAUGUAUCCUGCCGGGGCUCCGUCUGUAAAAUGUGCAAUUUGUCACUUCAUCACAAAUGUUAAUAUGGGGGAAAACACGAGAGUUCCCAUUCCUUUACAAAGACCAGUCGAAAACCCUACUUCUGCCGCAACACAGCCUAAUUCCACGGCAACAGCCCAUUCUAAUAAUCAGACGGUUGUCGUGCAGAACCCCAUGACCGUUGAUGAA